Messenger RNA from Paramecium tetraurelia, 921 nucleotides. RefSeq lists its product as uncharacterized. Lineage: Eukaryota; Ciliophora; Oligohymenophorea; Peniculida; Parameciidae. The transcript has 3 exons. The record is from RefSeq and is a predicted model, not a curated record. Gene Ontology annotation, molecular function: ubiquitin protein ligase activity. Gene Ontology annotation, biological process: protein ubiquitination.
AUGGACAUAGAAUUACUCACCAUUUAACAAGAUGGCUUCUCUACAGCUUUUUAAUAAAGAAAUCAAAAAUCAAGCAUGGAAAUCCUAAUAAAAUAGAGCAAUUACAUAUGCCAUUCAAUAUGCAUCUAUCAAAUCAUGAAGUUUGUUUUAUUCUUAGCAUGUUACCAACAUACUCUAGCAUCUCCUCUGCGCAAUGCUAUUUUUUUCACUUUCAUGCAUGAUGUUAUUACCUUCCUCUUCUACAUGAUUCUUGAUGCAUUGGCCAACAAAUUUAGUUACUAAGAACUUUUUAAAGAAGAAGAUUAAGUUUUAAACAUUUUUGAAUUGAAUCACAGCUUAAUUUUUUUGACUCUUUAGGAACUUCUUUCAUUUUUUAGACCUAUGAAUGGAAUAGUUCUUCUCUAUAAGAUCUAAUAAAAGAUGUUUAAGUAUCCUCUAACCAUAAUCAGAAUACUGUAUUACUUCACUUCAGCUUAUUACUUCAUUUAAUUGUCAAAUAGUCCUCAAGAAUAGAGUUUCCUAAUAAUGGAACAAAUCCUAGAAUUGAUUAUAUCCUGGGUUACAACAUUAAUUAUAAUGAUUUCUAUUGGAGUCAUUUUAGUUAUUAACAUUACUUUAGGAAAGUAGAUUGGAUUUAGAUUCUAAAAUAGAUUAUAACAAAGUAUAUCAAAUAAAUUUACUGAAAUAAAGUUUUAGGAUUUAAAUUAAUCUAUCAAGGCUUGUAAUUUAGAUUGCCCUAUUUGUUAUGAAUAAAUUAAUGAUGCUGAUACAAUUAUCCAAUUACCUUGUCAUUAAAAACAUUUAUUUCAUUCAUAAUGUUGCAAACAAUGGUUAUUCCAAGAUCUUCGAUGUCCCCUCUGUAGAAAUGAACUUGAAUGUAAUGCAAAAACUAAUAUUCAAACAGAGCUUGAAACUUCAUGA